Molecule: messenger RNA, 2570 nt
Organism: Abrus precatorius (Indian licorice)
Lineage: Eukaryota; Viridiplantae; Streptophyta; Magnoliopsida; Fabales; Fabaceae
Product: probable receptor-like protein kinase At2g42960
Exons: 8
Coding region: 571-2103 (510 amino acids)
Biological process (GO): protein phosphorylation
Molecular function (GO): ATP binding; protein kinase activity
Source: RefSeq, a predicted model, not a curated record
UGCUUUGCCUUUACUGUUUCUCUCUCUCUUUCUCUCUACUUGGUUUCCUCCAUUACAAACCAAGCUUCCUUUCCAGCUAGUUAAGGUCCCGCUCUCAUCCUUAAGCACAGUACCCACCAACCGUUUUCCCCACCAUUGCUUUUUCUUCUUCAAAAUCAACCCAUUUUCACUCUCUCUCUGCAUUUUUUUUCCUCUUAAAAAUAGGAUUUUUGUCUAGCAUUACCAUAAAUUUUUCUUUUUUCUUUGUUAUCUUAUUAUUCUUAUAUUGUGUUCUCUGUGACCCACUUGAGGUCACAAUCCCUUAUAGUUAACUACAUAUCUGCAAGUUUGCAACUUCAUCCUUUUGCAGCAUCUGGGUGUUGCAGGGCUUGUGCUUUUGUUCUGUUAUUGCUGGACCUAUCUAUGCUCACUGAGUGUUUGGGGGUUCAGAAGGAAGACUCUUUGUUGCUUCUUUGGGUGCUUGAGGUAGAAGAUCAAGGUGGUUGAUUUGGAUCAACACAAAGGUGGGAAUGUCUUAAUCGUGCUAUCAAAAGAAUUUGGAGGGCUAAUUCAAUCUUGUAGAAUCCAAUUAUGUCAAAAAACAGUUCUCUGAAUGUGGAAUUAUCGAAGAAGACGUCGUUUCUGGGAUUGAGAUUAUGGGUUUUGAUUGGGAUAGGCGUUGGUGCUUUUAUAGUUCUGAUUCUUUGUAUAUUGUCUAUAUGGGUGAUGUUUCGGAGAAAGUCUAGGAGUUCUCUGGACAAGUACUCUUUAUCCCAAAUACCACAUGUGUCAAAGGAUAUAAAAGUUGACAAGGUUGGGGUGCAGACUCCUCAAGAUCAAGCAGAAAGUGUAUCUAUUCCUGUUCAUGACAAGGCAAGUGAGAACAAUUCAGAUAAGUUGUUAGUUCAUUUGCGCAUGAGCAAAUCCAGUGAUGCCGAUAAUAUCAGCCAGUGCAGCUCAAUGUAUCAUCAUGAGAGAGGAUUUAGUUCAAUGUCAGGGGAAGAAGGAAGCUCUGGUACUGUAAAGAAACAGUCUACAUUGGCAUUUGGAGGGAUGGUAACUGCCUCUCCUCUAAUUGGUUUGCCAGAAAUUUCUCAUCUUGGAUGGGGCCACUGGUUCACACUUAGAGAUCUGGAACUUGCAACUAAUCGCUUCUCUGCAGAGAAUGUGAUUGGUGAGGGUGGAUAUGGGGUUGUUUACUGUGGAAGAUUGAUCAAUGGAUCCGAGGUGGCAGUGAAGAAACUUCUUAAUAACUUUGGACAAGCAGAGAAAGAAUUCAGGGUUGAAGUAGAGGCUAUUGGUCAUGUUCGACACAAAAAUCUUGUGCGCUUACUUGGAUAUUGCAUAGAAGGAGUUCACAGGUUGCUUGUGUAUGAAUAUGUGAACAAUGGUAACUUAGAACAAUGGUUACAUGGGGCUAUGAGCCAACAAGAGACACUUACCUGGGAAGCUCGGAUGAAAGUUAUACUUGGCACAGCCAAAGCGCUUGCUUACCUACAUGAAGCAAUAGAACCAAAAGUGGUUCACCGGGAUAUAAAGUCUAGCAACAUAUUGAUUGAUAAUGAAUUCAAUGCAAAGGUUUCCGACUUUGGCUUGGCCAAACUUUUGGAUUCAGGAGAAAGUCACAUUACUACUAGGGUAAUGGGAACAUUUGGUUAUGUGGCACCAGAAUAUGCUAAUACAGGUUUGUUAAACGAGAGGAGUGACAUUUACAGCUUUGGUGUUCUCCUGCUAGAAGCGGUUACAGGAAGGGAUCCUGUAGACUAUUCACGUCCUGCUAAUGAGGUGAAUCUUGUUGAAUGGCUCAAGAUGAUGGUGGGGACAAGGAGGGCUGAGGAAGUUGUGGACUCGAGGCUUGAAGUGAAACCAUCAACACGUGCUUUAAAGCGUGCUCUUCUGGUUUCACUCAGGUGUGUUGACCCUGAUGCAGAAAAGAGGCCCAAAAUGAGUCAGGUUGUGAGGAUGCUUGAAGCUGAUGAAUAUGCAUUCCGAGAGGAUCGAAGGAAUAGAAAGAGUCGCACUGCUAGCAUGGAAAUUGAAUCUCUGAAGGAUGUUUCUGGUCCAUCUGAUGCUGAAAAAGUGAAGGGUGCUGAAGGCAAUGCUCCAGAAACAACUCAAGGGUAGGAUUGACAACCACACAUGACUUAACCUGCAUGCACAAUUUGGUUUUGUCCUGAUUUCAGUAACCAAAUACCAUAUAUGUUCAAGUUUGCCUUGAGAUUGUUUUUUCGCUGCAUCUGAAGAUAGAAUCAAAUCUGAGAAGAGGAUCAAGUCAGAGAUAGCUCAAUUGGAUAAUGAAGGAUUUUCUUGUUCAAGGAUAUGGUACACCAAAUUUGCAAGGAGGAUGGAGUCGGCGCAAGUGCAUUAUUUAAUGUUGUACAGAUGUUUGCUGAGCCAAUUCCUUCCUUACAUGAGUGCUAAUUUGUAGCCAUUUUUGUCUGCUUUGAGAGAGGAGAGGAUGAAAACUGGUAUUUGGUGAGUAACUGAUAUUUGGCUUCAUUGUCCUUGCCAUUUUGCUUUUAAGUUAAUCAUUAUGUACACCUUCCAGAAAGUAUUAUGUGAAGUGAUAAAGUCCCUUUCUUUUGUAGUUC